Penicillium paradoxum is the source of this 1182-nucleotide messenger RNA. RefSeq names its product F-box protein. Lineage: Eukaryota; Fungi; Ascomycota; Eurotiomycetes; Eurotiales; Aspergillaceae. Gene Ontology annotation, molecular function: protein binding. The record is from RefSeq and is a predicted model, not a curated record. The coding region runs from base 1 to 1182 and encodes 393 amino acids. The transcript has a single exon.
AUGUAUCUCAAUAUGGAUGCUGAUUUGAUGGCCCGGCAACGGGAUAUUGCCAAUAACUUGGAGACCGGAGAGGCACUGAGAGUCUUUUCCCCGGAACUUGUCCACUCCUUGUUUCCCAGUGACCUCGAGGCUGAACAGUGGCCCGUCCCAGCGAGGAUCAAUUUCGAAGAGGAAGGCACGAAAGACCUCGGAGACUUGAGAGCCCUCCCGAACGAAAUCAUGGACUUGAUUAUCAAGAAGCUGGAUUUACCUAGUGCCAUCAGCUUCUCAUAUGUGAGCCGCACCGCCAAUGUCCUUAUUCAGCAAAGCCCUGUCCCGUUCUUGAAGCAGUGGGCGCCGGACAUGCCGAAGUUCCUCCGAAACAGUUACAUCCAGCGAGAGUGGUCCAUCGCACAGAUCAAAGCCACCCUUCGCUGCUCCCAGUGCGUGUCAUGCGGCGAAUCCUGCUCUCGCAUCUUCCUUGCGACGAUGGAGCGUGUCUGUCAGCCAUGCAUGCAAUACAACCAUGCAUAUUGGUGUCUCCCCAUCCAACAGGCAGCAAUUACCUUCGGUCUUCCUGCGAUCGAAGUCACCAAGUUGACACCUAUCUAUAUCCCCGGCCUGAGUGUCAGAAACCUCGGCUCCCGGGACCAAAGUGCCUGGGUCGUUCCCAUCAAGGUUGCGCUCGCCAAAGGACUUGAGCUGUAUGGUACUCGCGACGCUAUCAGACGUCAUGUCGAAGCCUACUCACCAAGACCCGACACACUGCAGGGAGGUUCUGACCCUAAUGAGGAGACAUUCACGAUCCGAAGCCACCUUGACAUUUACCGCUCUGCUUCGCUGGACCCUCUGACUCCUGCCGAGCUGCGUUCUCCGCUGGUCACAAAGUACCCCCACGUUCACGUACACAGCGCUGGCAUUUCGAUUCGGACAUUUGUCGUCCCGUAUGGAAAUACGCGCAAGAUCAUGCGCUCGUGCCGCGGCUGUGCUGCCAUGAUCACGCACCCGAACCUGGCAUUGCUGAACACGCGCCAAAUGCAGAUGCUGCGGCUCGAUCCGAAUCUCACCAGUCUGGAGCGAGGGGUCGUGCUCUUCCGUCGUGCGUUCCGGGUGUGGGAACUCCCUGAGCUGCUUGAUCAUCUGCGGAAUGAGUGCCUCGGGGGUUGGGCUCUGAUGCACGCCGGAAGUUCCGGCGAGCAGUAG